GCGGGGGACCGAGCCUAGGAGAGCUGAGAAGGAGAGAGAGACGUUGGGAGACAGAGCCCCUGGAAUCCCAGCCCUGGGACGGCACAGCCCAGGAAGCAUCUUUGUCCAAUCCGGACCCUUUGGACUGUUCGGAGAUCCCCUGCCUGGGUCAAAACUCUCCUCCUCGCCAGCUCCGUCAUUCAUUUAUUUCUCCCUUCCUUCGCUGGGUGCAGCCAUCUGUGAGGGGUUUCCCCCAGUGUGGACCGAUCUCUCUACCACACCCUUCCCUGUGCCAACAUUGCGGCUGCCACCCGGAGCCACAGAAAGCUAAGCCAGGCUGUGACCUGAAGCCAUCCUGUGACCGAGCAGCCCAGCGAGAGAGAAUGCGGGGAGGCUCUACGCUGGCAGUGCCAUGGCUCCUGCUCCUUGCUGUCACCAGCAGCCGUGGGCAGGACGAGAAGCCAACCUUUGCCCCCCUCUUCACCCAGAAGCCCUUCAUUGUGGCCUGGAAUGCGCCGACCCAGGACUGCAGGCCUCGCUUCAAGGUCCAGCUGGACUUCAGCCUCUUUGACCUGCAGGCCUCUCCCAACGAGGGCUUCGUAGACCAGAAUCUCACCAUCUUCUACAAGGAGCGCCUGGGCCGCUACCCCUACUACGACGAGCAGCAGGUGGCUGUGAACGGGGGUGUCCCCCAGAACAGCAGCCUCACGGAUCACCUGGACCGGCUCCAGGAGGGCAUCCGCAAGUACAUCCGCUCAGAGGCCAAGGAAGGGCUGGCUGUCAUUGACUGGGAGGAGUGGCGGCCCAUUUGGAUCCGCAACUGGCAGAACAAGGACGUCUACCGCAAGAACUCCCGCCAGCUGGUGCUGUUGCGGCACCCCAGCUGGCAGGAGGACCUGGUGAACAAGGAGGCCCAGUAUGAGUUUGAGAGCUCGGCCCAGGAAUUCAUGCUCCUCACCCUGCAGCACGCCAAGAGCUACCGGCCCAAGCAGCUGUGGGGUUACUACCUCUUCCCGGACUGCUACAACCACGACUACAGCAAGAACCCGGACAGCUACACGGGGCGCUGCCCUGACGUGGAGGAGACCCGCAAUGACCGUCUGGCCUGGCUCUGGAAGGAGAGCACAGCCCUCUAUCCCUCCAUCUACCUAGACCAGGUCCUGGCCUCCUCCGAGAAUGGCCGCAAGUUUGUGCGCUCGCGGGUUAUGGAGGCCCUGCGGAUCUCCCACCAGCACCACGACGGCUACUCGCUGCCCGUCUUCGUCUAUACCAGGCCCACCUACAGCCGCAAGCUGGAUGUGCUGAGCAGGACGGACCUGGUCUCCACCAUUGGCGAGAGCGCCGCCCUGGGGGCGGCUGGUGCCAUCUUCUGGGGCGAUGCAGACUACACCAAGAGCCAGAGCACCUGCCAGACCAUCAAGGCCUACCUGGAGGAGGAGCUGGGUCACUACAUCGUCAACGUCACCACGGCAGCCCAGCGCUGCAGCCAGGCGCUGUGCCAGGGCAGGGGGCGCUGCCGGCGCCGGGACAGCACCGCCAACGUCUUCCUCCACCUCAACCCGCUCAGCUUCCAGAUCCGGCGCCGGGGCGAGGCCGACAGGCAGCAGCCACUGCUGCGGGCAGAGGGGGAGCUGUCUGCCACUGACACCGCCUAUCUACGGACCCACUUCCGGUGCCAGUGUUACCAGGGCUGGCACGGGGACGAGUGCGAGCGGCAGCUGAGCACCCACAACAGUGCAGCCUGCCCAGCCUGUGCCACUCUGGGACUCCUGGUGCUGGGGUUCCUGGCCCGUUUGGACUAGUCUGGCCCCUUACUCAGGUCCUCGUGGCAGUAGGCCGUCUCCUGGUGCUUAGCAUGGCAGGGACAUGGGCGCAAUAGGUGGCACUUGCAGUCAGAGCCCCGCGUGCCCCUCUAUGGGGCCGACAGACUUGCAACCCAGGAGCCUUUUGUAUUUCGUUUAGCGCCAAUGUAGCGGAUCUACUGGAGGUGGCCCCCUACCUCUGCCACUGCUGAGGGGGCGAGAGGCCCCUCCAGCCUUCCCUGCGGGCCAGCAGAGUGCUUGCAGCUGUGGGGGUGGGAGAUGUUCCUGGGCAGUGAUGCGGCGAUAGGGGGCAGCCCGCAGCUAGGAGGGGCGGCGGGGGGAGAUCUGCCCUGGUGUGGAAAUACAAGGGCUGUGCCCUGGACUGGCUUCAUCCCCCAGGGCCAGGUAGCUCCUUCCCUACUGCUGGGUGUGCCCCAGUGCGGAGCCUGGCCCCAUGGUGUGUGGGUAGGGGGGUGAUCAUCCUUUCCCCAGCUCAGCAGAGGGACAGGGGACUGUCAACAUGAGCUAAGCUGCACAGAGGGUGUGGGGUGCCCCCCAGCUCUACCCUAGGCUUUGUGGGGUGUGGAGGAGGGAGGGGAUGGCAGGGCCCUUCUCCUGUUGUAAGGAGUGGGGCGGAUAUGCAGUGAGCAAAGGAGUGUCGGGGAGGCAAGGCCUGGUGUGACAAAUACUGCUGUAUGUGUCUGGAAACCCCCCUGGGGGCAGAGUUUAUGGACUUGGGGAGGAUAUGCCCUUCCAUGCCUGGGUGAGGCGGGGGCUGGGCCGGACGCCUGCCAGGAGCCAGCGCCCUGCUUCUGUCACUGAGAAACCAAAGUGCUUUAUCUCACCAUUAAAGGCGGAAUGAGA
Caretta caretta (loggerhead turtle) is the source of this 2645-nucleotide messenger RNA. It is a transcript of the gene HYAL2, whose product is annotated as hyaluronidase 2. NCBI's taxonomy places the organism in Eukaryota, Metazoa, Chordata, Testudines, Cheloniidae. Gene Ontology annotation, biological process: hyaluronan catabolic process; carbohydrate metabolic process. The record is from RefSeq and is a predicted model, not a curated record. Gene Ontology annotation, molecular function: hyalurononglucosaminidase activity; hyaluronoglucuronidase activity. Gene Ontology annotation, cellular component: cytoplasmic vesicle.